Molecule: messenger RNA, 3273 nt
Organism: Magallana angulata
Lineage: Eukaryota; Metazoa; Mollusca; Bivalvia; Ostreida; Ostreidae
Product: protein GPR107-like
Exons: 19
Coding region: 65-2278 (737 amino acids)
Biological process (GO): transport
Cellular component (GO): membrane; Golgi apparatus
Source: RefSeq, a predicted model, not a curated record
AGUUGAUUAUAUCGACUCAUUCAGAAGACCGUUUUCAGCUGACUCCCUUACUUAUCUUCUAAGCAUGAGUGCUGAUACUUCUGCCUUCCCUUCUCCAAACUCACAACUUUCGGAUGCUUUGAAUUCCCAGCGCCAACUUUCGACUAUGAUAUCAGAUGCCCCCAAGUGCGUUCGAUGUUCAUUGAAAAUUUAUGAUCACACACUGGUGUCCUUUAGUGAGCAGUUUUGGCACAAGUCGUGUUUUCGCUGCAUGAUUUGCCACAGAGAACUCAAUGAUGCCUGCUUCUCCAAUGGCAAAGAGCUGUACUGUACAGAAGAUUUUACAAGAAUCUAUCGAUCUGAAUGCGCUGGGUGUUCGAAAAAUCUGAGCCCUUCUGACAUCGUGAGAAGAGUGUUUGGUAGCUUAUACCACGAGACCUGCUUCAAGUGCACGCUGUGUGACCGUGCCGUGGAAACGGGGGACAGGGUGUACCUCAGGGACGACAACAAACUCAUCUGUGAGGAAGACUACGCUAGUCUACGCGGGCGAGACGAGCUGGACAAUCCUUUACACCCAGAAAACAUACGAUCUCUUAAUGAUGACAGAGGUGUUGUGAGACUCAGCACCUUUGGGUUUUUGAAGAAAGGAGCACUGCAAGUAAAUAUUACCCAAUUCAAAUACAAAGUGGACCUUAAUUUGACAGAUGAUGCCAAAGUUAUGGAUACAGUAUUUGGGUUUACUUUGGAUAAAAGUGAAAGCAGUGGAGUUGCUUCAUAUCUGGAGGAUAAUCAGGACAAGAACUGCAUUUUAUCCAUCAUAGACCCAGCUAACAUAUUCAAAGAGAAGACCAUGUCCAUUAUAUUUUUUAGAAUGAAGUUUUCGUCGAAUCAGAUGACAAUUCUGAAGUAUGGAGAGGAUAUUUCUAUGUUAGAGAUAUCUGAGAAAGCACACAUGCAAACAUCUCUCAGAACUUCUAUUACAAUGGGAAAAACUGGCAAAACUUUGAGUGACCAUUCAAUGAUGCGCAAGCCAAACGCCAGCAAGUUUACGGAUCCACCUCCAAAAGCUGGGCAGCAUGAUAAUGUACAAAAGACAAAUGAUUCAGCGAGACGUAAGCGAAGUGAUCUUGCAGAACCUGCCCCCAAAGCUGUGCCAGUUCAGACCACCACUCCUAAACGUGUCAUAGACCCCAUGCAUCCAGAACCCAUCCCUAUCAAAGGGAAUCCAAAAAAUGGGUAUUCUGUAUCUUUUGGAAUAAAUGUCGAUUCAGAACAGGAAGAAGGGUUGUAUAAUCUCUACUUUCACAAUUGUUUCCAGUAUGGAAGGAAUGUGCAUUCAACUUUUGAAAUGCAGAUUGAUAUAGAGGAGAGGAACGACAAUAACUACUUGUCAGCAGGCGACAUCCCCAUUCCCACGCUCUUCUUCAUCCUCUCCGUAUUGUUCUUCAUCGCUGGGGUUGUCUGGAUGGUUAUUUUACGCCGUGUUAAGGAUGAUGUAUACACAAUGCAUUAUCUUAUGUUUGCUGUAGUGAUGGUAAAGGCACUUUCAAAUCUCUUCAACGCUGUAAACAUGCACUUCAUUGCUGUAGAAGGAAUGCAUGAGGAAGCUUGGGCCAUAUUAUACUACAUUGUCUAUCUAUCUCGAGGAGCUUUGUUGUUUGUGACCAUUCUGCUGAUUGGAACAGGCUGGACUUUUGUCAAACAUGUCUUUUCAGACAAAGAAAAGAAACUGUUUCUGGUUGUUAUUCCUCUUCAGAUCCUAGACAACAUUGCCUACAUCAUUAUAGAGGAGAGUGAAGAAGGGCAGUCUGAGUACGCCAUAUGGCAGCAGGUCUUCAUACUGGUGGACCUCUUGUGCUGUGGGGCCAUUCUUUUCCCUGUUCUUUGGUCUAUGAGACACUUAAGGCAGUCCACCAGAACAGAUGGGAAAGCUGCACUCAGUCUUCAAAAACUUGCUCUCUUCAGACACUUCUAUAUCAUGAUUGUGUGCUAUAUUUAUUUUACCCGAAUAAUAGUAUACCUAGUCAAGAUAACUGUGCCCUUCCAGUAUGAGUGGUUAGAUGAACUGUUCAGGGAGCUUGCCACGUUAGUGUUCUUCAUCAUUACUGGGUAUAAAUUCCAGCCCGCCCCCGAUAACCCAUACCUUCAAGUGCCAACAGAGGAGGAAGAUGAAGAGGUUGAAAUGGAUGAGGUAAUCACAAAAUCGGGUGCCAUGGAUACAGUGACUCAUGUCAACAAAGGGGCCUCCAAAGGGUCAACAGGCCUCAAACAAAGGGAGAGCAGCCAUGACUAUGACUAAUGUCCAUUAUAUUGAAAUGAAGUACAGUUUGGGUUAGCAUUAUUCCAAAAGAAGAUUUUUCGGGAGAUAGAAUGCAGUGGUUGACUCCAGCAUUGAUGCCUAAUGCUGUUGAGUAAACUAAAAGGAUCUUUCUGUUUAUUUUUUUUAUUAAAAUAUGAUUGGAAAUGACAAUCUUGUGGUGGAAGUUUCAUGUGCAAUUUUCAAUUUUAUUCUUGUGAUUUUAUUUUCAUGUAUUUGCGUGUGUGUAUUUGUUUGAAAGUAUAAGUGUAAAUGGUCUGAUUUUUGACUUCGUGAGGCAAUGAAUAUUGUUAUACAGUACUGUCAACUUGUUUUGUGUUUUGUGAUAUGUGCAAUUAAUUGAAUUGGUGAUAUGCAUGGCCGAGUCCUUGCUACUGAGAAUAAGUGUAGAAUUGUAUGACUCAGAGUUAAAGUUAUAUACUGUGGUAGAAGUUCUUGUCUCAACCAUCUAACUAUUUAAAAGACAUGUGAUGAAAUGAAUUUAAGCAAUCCAUGAAAAUUGGCCCCCACAAAUUUUAAUAAUUCCACAGUACAUGUAUAGACAUUUACAAGAUUCAACAGCUUUAUGAUAUAAUGAUCAACACUAUUUUGUUCUAUUGAAAUAAUUCCAGAAAUGUUCACAUACGUUAUGUAUGUACAAAGUUGAUACAAAUUAGUGCUAGAAAGGAACACCAUUUUGCAUACUAGUAUGUAGAGAAUUUUAGCUACAUUUUCAAUUGCAUGAGAAACAGUUCAUGUUAUAUGGGUUUAUUACCUUCAAUCAAUCGGGUGUUUGAUUUGAAACUUUUACUCAUUGCAUCUCCAUGUGUGUACAGUUUUAUGAAGUUAUAUUGGACAUGUUAGGAUUUGCAUGCUUGUUCCUCGAGGAAUAUUGAGAGGUGUAUGAAAUCCAUUUAUAUUAUGCUGAGUUCUGUAUUCAUUGUUAUUUUAUUCUGUGAUACUUUUGCAUACUUUGCUAUGAAUAUUGUACCAUUGAA